Messenger RNA from Talaromyces atroroseus, 1455 nucleotides. RefSeq lists its product as hypothetical. The record is from RefSeq and is a predicted model, not a curated record. The coding region runs from base 1 to 1455 and encodes 484 amino acids. Gene Ontology annotation, molecular function: lyase activity. Lineage: Eukaryota; Fungi; Ascomycota; Eurotiomycetes; Eurotiales; Trichocomaceae. The transcript has 2 exons.
AUGGCUUCUACACACGAAAAGAACGGCGAAACACCAGGCGUAACCAAGCAGCUUUGCCAGUGGCUGGAGACUUUCACCUUGGACGAUGUCCCUGAAGAUGUACGCGUUCGAGCCAAGUACCUCAUCUUGGACGGUCUUGCAUGCGGUAUUGUAGGCUCUCAUCUGCCAUGGACGGAAAAGGCAGCAAAGACCUUUUUUGAGAUGGAGCCAACGGGAACCAGCAUAGUAUGGGGUUACAGCGACAAGAAAGUUAGCCCUCUGUCUGCUGCGCUGCUCAACAGCACAUCGGUUCAAUCAUUCGAGCUUGAUGAUUGGCACUUGUCCGCCCCCUUACAUUCCAACUCUAUUAUUAUCCCAGCUCUUUUCUCAGCUAUAAGCCAUCGUGAAGUCGGACAGUCGACCAAGACUGAUGGCAAGACUUUCCUUGUCUCCGUCAUUGCCGGAUACGAAACAGGUCCCAGAGUCGGACUUGGCCUGCAUGGCGCUCACAUGCUCACUCGAGGAUGGCAUUCGGGAGCAGUAUUUGGCCCGUCAGCCUCAGCCGCCUCGGUUAGCAAACUACUACAGCUUCCUGCCAGCUCGAUUGAGGAUGCACUCGGUAUCGCCUGUACUCAGGCAGGUGGAUUAAUGUCUGCCCAGUUCGGCAGCGAAGUAAAGCGCAUGCAGCACGGCUUUGCCGCACGAAGUGGUCUCCUUGGUGCUCUUCUGGCACAAAACGGCUACACCGGAAUCAAGAAUGUCUACGAAGAGAAAUUCGGAGGAUACCUCGCUAUGUUUGGUCAGGGCUCCGGCAAAGAACCCUCAUAUCUGCCAGAGGAGGUCAGCAAAGAACUCGGCGAGACCUGGCAAUCACGCCUCAUUCGAGUCAAAUACCAUUCUUCCAUGGCCGGUACUCAUUGCACGGUUGAUUGUGUUCGCGCACUGCAGGACAAAUACCCCGAGAAACUGUCGGAUCUCAAAGCAAUUGCCAGCAUCAAGCUAGAUAUGACCGAGGUCGCAUUCCACCACGGCGGAUUUGAUGUGAAGCGACCAGUGGCGGCGACCGGGGCCCAGAUGAGCGCUGCAUACACUGCAGCUACACAGCUUGUUGACGGGCAAGUGCUUCCCAGCCAAUUCCGACAUGACCAGCUCGACCGCGACGUUGUUUGGGAGCUGAUUGGAAAGACCAAAUGUUACCAUGCGCUUGACCUUGGUGACGAACGUUAUACGCAGCGCGUUACUAUUACUCUCAAUGACGGCACGGUUCUGAGCGAGACCUUGAAGGCCCCGAAGAGUGUGGCGCCGGGAUUGACUAACGAAGAGAUUCUGGAGAAAUGGCGACGACUGACACAGGGUCUCGUUGAAGAGGAGAGACGGGAUCAGAUUGAGAAGAUGGUCUUGGACAUUGAAAAUGUGGACGAUGUGGCUGUCCUGAACCAACUCAUGGCAGCGCCGUUCCUGAAUCCUAUUGCUUAA